AUGUCAAAGAAAAGCUGUAAAACUGCCCAAAAAUUGGAAAUUUGCCCUCCAAAAGUUGCUCAUCUUCCGGUUGCUCAAAAAAUCGAAGAGUUACUGAAAUGCAUUGUUUGUACCCAACCGAGCAAACGAAUCAAGUUUGGUUAUGCAUUGUGUGGUUCUUGCGCUAAUUUCUAUCGAAAAAAGAAAGCGACUUCGAAAAAUGUGCCAAUAAAGGAAAAUGCGUCUUGGAUCCUUUGGCCAUACGCGAUUGCUAUCGAUGCAUAUGGACAAAAUUCCAAGCGAUUGAGGAGAAAAAAGAAGAAUCCGGAAGAAGAUUCUGGGAAUCAAUCGAAAACUGUGGGCUCGCAGAGCAAGAGGGAGAAGAAAAAGAUGACCAAAGGUGCAGAGAAAACCUGUAAAAAUACACAAAAACUGGAAAUCAGUCUCCCAGAUGUUGACCAUCUUCCGGUUGAUCAAAAAGUUGAACAAUUAAUGAAAUGCCUUAUUUGCACCAAACCGAGCCCACAUGUCAAAUUUGGUUAUGCCUUGUGUCGUUCUUGUUCAAAUUUCUAUAGAUACCACAUAAAUAUAAAGAAAAAAGAAAGCGACUUCGAAAAAUGUGCCAAUAAAGGAAAAUGCGUCUUGGAUGCGUUAGCCAUUCGUGAUUGCUAUCGAUGCAUAUGGACAAAAUUCCAAGCGAUUGAGGAGAAAAAAGAGGAAUCUGCUCCUGUAAACAAGAAGCAGAAGAUUCAAGAUCCGGAAGACUCUGAAGAUGAUCAAUCAGAUCUAGAAGCACCACAAGAAGUACAGAAUUCAGAAGACGUGGAAAUCUCAGAAGCCGACGAUGAGCAGGAUUCUGAAGAUGACGAUUUUGGUGCAUUUGAGGAGCAACAAGAUUUCAUGGAUGAUUUUGAUGUACCGUUAGUACCAACACAAGCGAAUGGGAAUCAUCAGGGAAUUUAUUGGGGAGAUGAUUCAGAUGACGAUCAGGUCCCUCCUGCUAACAAUAGUCAGAAGAUUCGAAAACCAAGAUAUUUGGAAUCAUCAGAUAGUUCUGAAAGUUACAGCGACGAUGAAGAGCCGAUUCCAAAAAUUCCGCUGUUUGUUAUUUCGGAUUCUGAAGAGGAUGAAGCCAAUAAUCGUCAAGAAUUUGGUGAUGAAGAUUCAGAAUCCGACUCUUCUGAUUCUUCUAGCGAUGAGGAAUCGGAGCCAGAGCCAACGGGACCAAAUGAUUUAUCCAAUAUGAAAUCGAUUAGUGAAAAUGAGACUGGAGAAGCACUGGAAAAUAAAAAAUCCGAAAAACCAUCUAAAAAGGUGAGGUUUUUGGACGAAAUCGAGGCAGAACAUCGGAGACAGGGAACUUCUGGAUUGUCUGAAGAAGGCGUGGGAAGUUCCGGAAUACCGGAUUGGGGAGAUGUGGAAGAGCCAGGGUUGGAGGCAUCAGGACAGUACAUCUCCAAAGCGGGGUCAUCUGAGAAGAUCCCAAAAGCUUCUGGAAGUCCAAGUCAUCGAAUUUCCAAAACUUCUGGAGCUGAUCGAUCCCAAGAAGCUGAUGAUGAUCUUUCAAUGAAUGGCAUUGACUAUGAUCAAAUGGAUGAACAGGACAACCAAGACUAUGUCAGCCACCAAGAACAGAUCCAGAGAGCUGCUGGAGGUCAGGAUGGUCAAGAUGAAGUUCCUGGAAUCGAAGAAGACCCGAAUGUUGGCCACGAAUCUUCAAGGAUCCAUGAAAAUGUGAAAGCUAAUGAUCAAGAUGGGCGAGAUGGCCUGGUCGAAGAUGCUGAAGCUUCAAGGAUGCUAAAAGAUUUGGAAGCUGAUGGGCAAGAUGGUCUGGUCGUAGAGGCUUCAAGGAUCCAGGAAAAAGUUGAAGUUGCUAAUGGAAAUCAAGCCAUUGGGAUUCAAGAGGGACAAGUUGGUGGGCAAAAUGGCCAAGCUGACGGUCCAGAUGAGCAAGACGAUAAAGAUGGUCAGGAUGGUCUAGAUAAAAAUGACGGGCAAGAUGAAGGCCAGGAGAAUCAGGAUGCUCAAGAUAGGAUUGAGGUCCCAGACACUGAUCAAGAUGGCCAAGGUGCUCAAGAUGAACAAAAUGAAAAUUUGCCGAAAAUCAGAUCCCGAAAACGGGAAUGUCACAUCACAGUAGAAUCUCCAGAAGACCAACCACUCCAAAAACGGCCAAGGAUUAAAAUGGAAUCGAGCGAAAUUUAUGAGGAACAAGAGCCGAGUGAUCCUAUUCCAGAGGAGCCAGAAAAUGUAGAAGAAUUGGAAGAAAUUGAAAACGAAGAAGACGAUCGUCCACCAUCACCAUUCGAAGGCAUCGAAAUUGGAAUAGACGAUGAAAUACAUCUCAAUAAUCCAGAACAACUUACGGGCACCUUUGACUUUCGAAUUUUCAAUAAUUCCAAGCAUCGAAUUGCUUUUUAUAUUGGAUUCAAUAAUCCCGCAUUUCUAAAAACCCCAAAUCAAUUGGGAUCAUUGGAUAUUGGCGGGGUUUCGAAUAUUCUAAUCCAAUUUAAUUGUAAUGCUAGCGAACUGGGAAAUGACAAAAUGUUUUUGAAGUUUGUAAUUUUUGAUGGAAAACUCGAUGAAGAUAUUUUUGAUUCAUUUAGAGAUGAGACAAAAGUCUGGAAGAAAACUAUUUCGGCUUUGUUUAGCGAAUAA
This is a messenger RNA of Caenorhabditis briggsae, 2637 nucleotides long. The coding region runs from base 1 to 2637 and encodes 878 amino acids. Gene Ontology annotation, molecular function: sequence-specific DNA binding; DNA-binding transcription factor activity; zinc ion binding. The record is from RefSeq and is a predicted model, not a curated record. NCBI's taxonomy places the organism in Eukaryota, Metazoa, Nematoda, Chromadorea, Rhabditida, Rhabditidae. The transcript has 12 exons. Gene Ontology annotation, biological process: regulation of DNA-templated transcription.